GGUUGCGGUAAGUCUUCGGCACUACCAGGGGCAGCUGGUCCUGCUCGACGCGGUGACUGGCCUUGGCACGUGAUGCUGCUAAGGUUCGGCAAGCACGUCUGUGACGGGACGCUAGUCGCCGAAAAGUGGGUUCUCACCACUGGAAACUGCGUAGCGCAUUGGCGAGAAGACGAGCGGCUACAGGCUCGUCUCGGGUCUGCGCGGAAGGCGUCACCUUUGGACGUGCGCCUGUCGGGUCCAGCGACGCUCUCAGCCGAUGGGACACUGGCCCUGGUGAUGCUCGAAGAGGCCCUAACGCUCUCCAGUGCCGUGCGGCCAGCCUGUUGGUUGCCGGCGGGGGCGUCCAGCGACGUUUGCGCCACUCUUGCCUACCAAGGGGGACGUGUCAUAUGGGCUGAGGCUGUUAAAAAGGCUGGUUUCAUCAUUCAAUAA
Rhipicephalus sanguineus (brown dog tick) is the source of this 432-nucleotide messenger RNA. RefSeq names its product prostasin-like. Gene Ontology annotation, molecular function: serine-type endopeptidase activity. The record is from RefSeq and is a predicted model, not a curated record. Lineage: Eukaryota; Metazoa; Arthropoda; Arachnida; Ixodida; Ixodidae. The transcript has 3 exons. Gene Ontology annotation, biological process: proteolysis. The coding region runs from base 73 to 432 and encodes 119 amino acids.